Oryctolagus cuniculus (rabbit) is the source of this 5569-nucleotide messenger RNA. It is a transcript of the gene C4H21orf91, whose product is annotated as chromosome 4 C21orf91 homolog. NCBI's taxonomy places the organism in Eukaryota, Metazoa, Chordata, Mammalia, Lagomorpha, Leporidae. The record is from RefSeq and is a predicted model, not a curated record.
UCGGACCCCCGCCCCGCCUGCGUCCAGCCCUCGUUCCGCCCCGUGGCCCCGCCUCUGUGGACUUCUGAGCCCGGCUGCCCCUCGUGGUCGUGGCGCUCAGAGUGCCCCGACGGACGGACUGACGGACGCGGUUCUGAGGCAGGAGCGCGACCCUAACGCCGGAGACCGGGGGCACUAUGAACGAAGAGGAGCAGUUUGUAAACAUUGAUCUAAAUGAUGACAACAUCUGCAGUGUUUGUAAACUGGGAACAGACAAAGAAACACUCUCCUUCUGCCACAUUUGUUUUGAGCUAAACAUUGAGGGAGUACCAAAAUCUAAUCUCUUACACACCAAAUCAUUAAGGGGCCAUAAAGACUGCUUUGAAAAAUACCAUUUAAUUGCAAACCAGGAUUGUCCUCGAUCUAAGCUUUCAAAAAGUACUUAUGAAGAAGUUAAAACUAUUUUCAGUAAGAAAAUAAACUGGAUUGUUCAGUAUGCACAAAAUAAGGAUCUGGAUUCGGAUUCUGAAUGUUCUAAAACCCCUCAACAUCAUCUGUUUAAUUUCAGGCAUAAGCCAGAUAAAAAAUUACUCCCACAGUUUGAUUCCCAAGUACCAAAGUAUUCUGCAAAAUGGAUAGAUGGAAGUACAGGUGGCAAUUCAAACUGCACUCAAAGAAUUUUGGAUCAGAGGGAACAUACAGACUUUGGGCUUGCUAUGUUACAAGACGCAGGUGCCACAAUAUGCCAUAACAAUGUAUUGUGGCCUCAUGGGCGUACCCAGGCACAGAAGAAAGAAGAGACCAUCUCUAAUCCAGAGGCUGAUGUCCAAACUCAGCAUCUACAUUACAGCAGAGAGGAAUUGAAUUCGAUGACUUUUGGUGAGGUAGAACAACUGAAUGCAAAGCUCCAACAGCAAAUCCAAGAAGUUUUUGAAGAGCUAACACAUCAAGUGCAAGAAAAAGAUUCUUUGGCCUCAGAGCUCCAUGUCCGCCAUGUUGCCAUUGAACAGCUUCUCAAGAACUAUUCCAAAUUACCAUGUCUGCAAGUGGGACGAACAGGAAUGAAGUCACACCUACCCAUAAACAACUAACUUCAGCAGUACACUGACUUCCUAUGCUGUACCAUUGAUUGGUCUGCCAGGCAUGAAAGCUUUGAAAAAGUUUGCAGAAAGUUAUGGUCAAUUUUUUAUGGUCAUUAAAUUUGCAAAACAGGGCACUAUUUAACAUCUUCGUCAAAUAAAGCAGAUCAUUAUACUCUAGUCUUCUAAUCAUUUACCUUCAUUUUGAGAAUCUCUCCUGAAAGUACUAAAUACCCCUCUUACCUUUAACCACAUGUGACUACUUAAAAAUACUGUUAGUAUGAUUUUAUUAAACAUAUUUUAAUGUAAUUCACCUGUCAAAACAACAGAAGAUUAACUAGCUUCUUUUAUUCUGAACUACUAAAAAUAAUUUUUAAGAGGGAAAUGGAAUUCAUAAUGUCACCUCUUAUUUAUUAUGAGCAAUAUUUUAAUAUAAAAAUUUUAUAUAUAAAAAUGCUAUUUUAGGUAUCUUUUCAUUCUCUUUAUAAAUAUGUAUUUGAGUCACUCUGUAUAUUCAUGCACACGUGUGAAUGUGUUCAACCAUAUUUUGGAUCACUGCAUUUUAUUCUUCUAAUACAGUGUUUUUAUAACUGUUACCUUGCUUUCCAAAGAUAAAUGUAUUUUGAAGUAGAAAACUAUCUAGUUGAGUUGCUUUAACUUCUAAUAAUUUAUGAAUAGGAAUUAACUUUUUAAAGCAGAUAUCCACAUAAAUAAACUAUGUUACUGUUUUCUAAUAUUCUGAGUUCCAAAAGAAAAUGCUCAUUUAGUUAAUAUAUGUCCAUUUAUCUCCAUAGAAGUGAAAACUUACACUUCAUUAUCACUUUCAUUCUAAUAACUUUGAUGUGUUAGAAUUUGGAGAGAGUAAGUUAAGCCUCACUUGCAAGUCAAAUACAAUAAUUGUCUUCAUAUUGAAAUUGCUGUGAAUUGUCCUAUUUUUGAAAAAAAAUUAAAAUUACUCUGUGUAACACUUGAGGUAAAGAUUCAAGAAAAACUGUCCAAAUUUUGUUAUCAGCACCCUUGAAAUUAUUACUCAACAAAAGCUUUGUAAGGCAGUUUUCUAAAUUUCAGAAUCCAGAGGAAAGAGAUUGCUUGACACAAAAAAAAAAACCUAAUUUUUGAAAAAGCCCAGUUACCUAUGAUGUUUCCAAAGAGUUCUUAAUCAAUAGACUGUCAUAAAUAGCUAGAUAAAUUUUGAUUGUGUGUUAUAGUAAAUAAAUACAUAUAACCAGUGUAAAUUAAAAUGGACUAUAAAUUCUGUUUUCAGUUGGUGCUUGAAAUGUACUUGGGAAGUAGAUCCUUUGCUUGAAAGAAUCUACAGAAAAGCCCAUUAAACUUGGCAGCUUUACUUAUAGACAGAAUGACUUCUGCCUUAAAUUUGGCAGUCUGGGUCAGAUUUGGCUUCAACACAAACAGUAUUUGACUAAGUAAGAAAUACUUCCAUCUAGUUGAAAGCAACUUGUUGUGAGGCUAGGAUAUGUCAAAUUGGACUGAGAUUAUUGAUAUUCUGUUGAUUCUGUUUUGGUUUUUCUUUGAAGUAUGACAUAACUGUCAAGCCUUUUGGAAAGAACUUUUGAAGGAUAACUUUCAAUUCUCUGAAUUCUUUCCGUCACCCAAAAUGAAUUUAAAAAUCCAAGGAGUAGGGAUGGGUGGUGUAUUGCCUUAGUUUCAACAAGCUUUAAAUUGAAUGUGUGCAAUAUGAAAAUAUCCAUAUUAGCGUGUUGAAUAAGACAUUUUUUGAGUAUACUAGUAAGUAUUUUAGUACUUACUUGUUAGCAUUACAUUUUCAAAUUUGACUUUACUCUUUUUGGCAUGAGUCAUUAAGAAUGUUACCAGCCAGUAUGCUUAUACACACAGUUGAUCUUCUCUUUAGAUGACUUAGGGACAGACAUAAAAGUUUGGGAUGUGUUAGAUUUGAUAUCAGUAGUAACACAUUUCCAGAAUAUGAGCCAUAUGGUGUAGUCCUGAAUUACAACAGUGUUAUCCAAAGACAGUGUUUGCUUAUCUCUCAAAGAGUUGCCUGGCAAAUAUGUAGCUUUUCUAAUGAGUUUGAAGAGUUGAGUGGGAUUGUGCAUGUGUUAAGGUCUUAACUGGGUACUCUGGUUUAUUUCAUUUAGAUAUCUCUACUUAAUGCUUCUCAAAGGAAAGGUGCUCCUAAAAAUUGUAUGUGGUGCUGGUACUCACACUAGUACUUACUCAGAUGAAUUUCUAGGAAAAAAAAUUUUUGUUGAAAUAUUUUACCCAGCAAUUUACCCAAAUAUUUGGUAAACAUAUAUUCUUAUGUUAGUUUUCUUGACUGAAUAUGCAGUUACUGUGUAUGCAGAAAUAAGGAUCAGGGACUGGGUUCUAACUUGAAAGAACAUGAAACAUCAAAUACUGCUUUUCAUACUUGGCUGUUCUGUACAGUUGUUAGUACUUUUUGAGAUUUAGAAGAAAAUUUCAUGUAUGACUCAGCCAUUUCUAACAUUUUCAGAGCUUACAAGAAAGAUUAAGGAGAGUGAAAUGAGACUAAUUUUUUACUCAUUAUAUUUCAUAAUUAGAAAAACUAAACAGUUUAAAAAGUCAUAAGUAAUUUUGACCAUAUAAAAAGUGUUUAAAUCUGUUAAGCCUUAUAAUUACUCUAAAAGUCAGUCAUAUUUACCUUGAGGUUAUCAUCUUAUCCUUUGAUUCUAGUAUUAAUAUAUAAAUUAGUCAAAAAGACAUGCACUUGAGACCCCAAUAAUAGAUGAUUUAAGCAUCAGAAUAGUGUUUUGUUCUCUUCUGUAGUUUCUUAGGCCGAAUGUUGGAGCAAAGAGAUGUUAAAGUAUAUGUUCAUUUCACCACAAAGUGCCCAUUUUUAUAAUACAUUGAGAUUAUUUUUUAAAUAUCAAGUUCAUGUUAGAAAGUAAAACUUAAAAUGUAUUUUAUUGUCAUCUUGAGUAUCUCGAGAUUUCUUGGUAUUUCAUUUUACCAUAUGCUUUGCUACUGAAAAUGGUUUUGGUUUAAAAGUACUCUCAUUUUUUGUUCAUGUUUUUUACCGUGGUGUUUACACUGUUGAGAUUUGUCAGUUAAUUUUUGCUAGUUUUUUUUUAAAUAAGCUUUUUUGAUCUAUGUAUGUUAAUGUUAACCAGUUUUGGUUGUAUUUUGGAAGAAAUCUUUCAAUAUUAAUGUUGUAAAAUGUAAUACAAAAUGUAUAUGCUCUAGACUUACAUAGGAAUUUUUGAAUAAUAAAUUAUUUGUAUAGCUUUUUAGGAGGUUCAGGUUAGUAACCAUAAAAGUCGGUUUACAUGUUCUUGAAAAAUUUUAAAUACUAUAUUGGAAAGUUCUUGUAGUGUUAUUUUUCCUGACUUGUGUCAGUUCAUUUACUGACAAAUGUUGUUAUUACUUACAAUAAAAUAAGAUAUUUGAGUAUUUUAAGUACUUAAGGAGCUGAAUGUUCUAUGAAAAAAUUUUAAAUACCUUUGUCAACCUGGCUGUAAGGGAAAGAUAAUUUCAUUUCAGUAUUUUUAGAUUGCAAUUUUAACUUGAGAUUGAUGGGAAUAAUUAUUUGAGGAAAUGUGUGAUGAAAACCAGUACAAGAUAACACACUUACCUCAACAGGUUUUUCUUGCCAAGUUAAGUUUUAUGGUGAUGGCAUAGAAAAGAGUUUAUUUACCAUGAUAAUAAAGGCUCUGGUAAAAGCAAAGCUUUCCUAGAGGAGGGGCUAAUGCUGUCUGGAAUAUCAACGCUCUUCUGUGUCUCAGUACUUUCAUUUCCCUUCAUCCUUUCAUGGUUGAUAUUGUUAUGGCUAUGUCACAGUUCAGUCUAAUGUGGUAAGCACCUUUGGGCUGUGGUUAAUUUGAUCUGAACCAUGCUACAGCAUUUCUGUAGCAUUAACAGCUUUUUAACACCUAGAUUGUAAUACAAACUUUCUUAUUAUUUUUAGCUUAAAAGAGUCCACAUUACUGAUGCAUUUUAGUCAUUUUGAAUUGUUUCACAACUUUAAUUCUAACAAGGUAGAAACAAAAAACAUGGAGAUGACUACUGCCCCUCUUCCAAAAAAGUAGUGAAACUUCCCUCAACUGCACCUAAAGCAGAGGGAAUUUUAAUAAGUGGUGGUUUCUUACUCACUUUAAACAUGGCUACAUUAAUAAGUGGCUUUUUUUUCCUCCUUGCUACCUCCAAAAGAGGCAGUUUAGAAAGUAUUUAGUGGUGAUUUCUGUUACAAAUGCCAUUCCUACUUUUAUGUUUCUGUAUUAAUCUUGUUUUAAAUCUGAGUAGCAUAUGCUAUGGUCAUUUAAUUUAACCUCUCUUUGGUGUUAGAAAUUUCUUUUACAAAAUUGUGCUAAGACUUCAGAAAAAGAAAACAAAACCGCCAUGGUUUAAAAAAAUUUAUUUCAAAAAAGUUUAUUUAGACAUCAUUUGGCUGUUAUAUUUUCUUUGAAAACUGCAAUAAUUUAUAUAUUUGUAUCUCUCUGCUUUGGAAGUGUAACUAUAUAAGCUUGUUUACCAUUUUUAAUUUUACAAAAAUAAAAUAAAUAUUUUGGUAUCUGCUA